Messenger RNA from Helicoverpa zea (corn earworm), 1978 nucleotides. Its product is annotated as cytochrome P450 6B6-like. Gene Ontology annotation, molecular function: heme binding; oxidoreductase activity, acting on paired donors, with incorporation or reduction of molecular oxygen; monooxygenase activity. The transcript has 3 exons. NCBI's taxonomy places the organism in Eukaryota, Metazoa, Arthropoda, Insecta, Lepidoptera, Noctuidae. Bases 181 to 1722 code for a protein of 513 amino acids. The record is from RefSeq and is a predicted model, not a curated record.
GGUAUAUAAAACUGUUUCAGUAUCUGUGUUGUGAUUAUAACAAGUUGGUUCAUUAAUUGUUCUCGCAUAUUAUUUAGUUAGUUAUUGUCUUUGUUUUAAUUAUAGGUGCUAGUGUCUUACUAGUGUCGUGUUCCAAGAUAUCCGCGAGUUAGUGAGAGUCAGCGAGUGCCGCCAGCAACCAUGAUUACCCUUGCCAUAAUAGUGGUCCUGUUGAUCUCCUUGUACCUCUACGGUACCAAGAAUUUCAAAUACUGGGAGAAAAGAGGAAUCAAACAUGACAAGCCGCUCCCGCUCUUCGGAAACAAUAUAAAGGGAUAUUUCUUCUAUUCGAGUAUGACACAAGUAGCCGACGAGUUGUACUGGAAGUAUCCCAACGAACGAGUCGUGGGCUUCUUCCGUGCCUCAGAACCUGAACUCCUGAUAAGAGACCCAGAAAUCGCGAAGCGACUUUUAAGCAAUGACUUUUCUCAUUUCUUUCAACGAGGAUUUACUCCUAACAAGACCGUGUUUGAACCAAUGAUGCAGAAUCUCUUCUUCGCUGAAGGAGAUCUCUGGAAGCUACUGCGACAGAGAAUGACUCCUGCAUUUACAUCGGGGAAGCUGAAAGCUAUGUUCCCAUUGAUAGUUGAGAGAGCAGAGAGGCUGAAGACUCGAGCGCUCGCCGCAGCCGCCGAUGGCAAGUCUUUGGACGCUCGUGAUCUGAUGGCCAGGUACACUACAGACUUUAUAGGAGCCUGCGGGUUUGGUCUAGACGCAGACACUCUCAACGAUGAAAACUCUCCAUUUAGACAACUUGGUAUCAACAUUUUCAAACUAAAACCUAUCGAGCUAGCGAAAAUUGUUGUAAAGGAAAUGUUUCCGGACCUGUGCCAGAACGUGAAGAUUUGGACACGUGUGGAGAAAGAUAUCAAUGAGUUGGUCGGAGAGAUAAUGGCGAAAAGAAACAAUGAGCCUAGUGGAAGAGGAGACUUCAUUGAUUUGAUGUUGGAGUGCAAGAUGAAAGGAACAGUGGUCGGCGAGUCUAUUGAGUCGAGGAAGCCUGACGGAUCCCCUGAAACAGCCAGCUUGGAGUUCAACGACGGAAUAAUAGCAGCUCAAGUGUUUGUAUUCUUCGCAGCUGGGUUUGAGACGUCAUCAUCAGCUACUAGCUUCACUCUCCACCAGUUAGCGUACCAUCCCGAGGUUCAGAAGAAAGCGCAAGAGGAAGUGGACCGCAUUUUAGCCAAACAUGACGGCAAGCUGUCGUAUGACUCCAUCAAGGAGAUGAACUACCUCGAGAUGGCGUUCAAGGAAGGGUUACGAAUGUUUCCUUCACUGGGCUUCUUACUGCGUCAGUGCACUCGACCGUACACCUUCCCAGAGUUCAAUAUGACCAUCGAUGAAACUUGCAAGAUUCUGAUUCCGCUGCAGUCUCUGCAUAACGACCCCAAGUACUUCCCUAACCCUGAGGAGUUCCGGCCGGAGAGAUUUUCUCCAGAAGAGUUCGAUUCCAAUAAUAAGUUCGUCUAUUUGCCGUUUGGACUAGGACCCAGAGCUUGCAUAGGUGAGCGGCUAGGUCUGAUGCAGUCUCUAGCAGGCCUGGCAGCAGUGCUGUCCGAAUUCACAGUGGAGCCAGCGCCCGAGACCCUGCGGUACCCUGUAGUAGAUCCUCAGUCCAGUAUAGUGCAGAGUGUUCAAGGAGGCCUACCCCUUAUGUUCCGUCCUAGGAAGAAGCUUGCAUGAAACCGACGAACUGAGUGACCUAAUAAUUUAUAUGAAUACAAGUUAUUCAUUUCCAAAGUGUUUGCAUAUAAUUUGAGAUAAGCCCUGAACUGAGCCUGUAUCUUGGGCGCCAAUUACGAGUAAUUCGCAUAAUUUGUUUGGAGAUAAUGUGAACUUAAAGGCCUAAUUACGACACUUUACGAGCGUAAUAUAAUUCAGUGAUAUGCUACACAAAUAAACCUUUGAAUUGUAUAAACUGGAAAAGUUAUAAACCUAA